CUAGACUAAGGUUAAUGGUCCUGCUGCUGGGGAUUGGCGUUCCCGUCCACGCGACGAGAGCCCACUCCUCCGGCCGAUUCCGUUUUCGGUGUGAGUAAAUCUUAUACAAAAUCUGGACUUGGUCACCAAUUUGGAUCUGCCAUACAAAACCGUCGACCGGACCGCUGCUGUCAAACAAAACUGUUACACGAGGACUAAGAGGUUUCCAUUGUGUUGUUUAUGCGUUUAAUGAGUUUGCAACGAAGCUAGGUGCCAUAGCUAACAAUCCACUGGUGUGUCUAAAAAUUCAUCAUAGUUCGGUAUGACGCUGUGAGGGCCAGCCCCUUCGGUCACUAGUGGCAACUGUGAUCCACGGAGACAUUCGCGACCGGAUGCACCACUAUUCGCCGGUAGCGUGCCGUUCUGCUGUGGCUGCUGAUUGCAGCCAGACACUGCACUUACGUUCCAAACACUAGUAGAGAGACAUCGAACGAGGUAGAAAAUGAGGGACUCGUCAACGGCGGGCGACAACGAGCUGUGGUCGGCGACCUGGACGUACGAGCUGCCGGACACCGACUGGUCCCCGGACCCCGAGCUGCAGCGGUUGCUGGAGAGCGCGUGGACAGAGCGGCAUGAUACGGGCACUGGGUUUCGCUACCGUGUGAACAUCGAGCGAGAACGUAUCGCCCCGGGACGGUUUGGGUUUCUGCUACAGCUCAACCGCAGCCGCUUGUCCGAUCGCCGUCAACCGCAACAGUUCGCACAACACGCACCGUUCGACGCGAGUAAAUUCAAUUUUAAUUGGGUCGCCCCCGGUGAGAUAUUGCUCGAGCUGGCGGUAACAGCCGGCGCAGGUUCCGGUGACCGGGUUCCGGUAACGUUGCUGAUAAACAACAGCCCCCUGUCGGUGUUUCAUUCGCUCGUCGUUCCGGAGCGCACUCAGCAGAGGGCCCAGUCCCUAACGCCAAGUGCCGUACGCGUGGCCCUCGAGUUGCUCUACCGGCUACCGGACCGACGUUACCGCCUUGCCUACAACAGCCCUGGAGCGCUUGCUUCCGUAAAUCACUUGCAUCUACAUCUGGUGCGCAUCGAGCACGAGCUCUACGUUCAACGGGCGCCUUUGGUCCCGGUGGACAAGAGCCAACUACUCUACCGGCUAGCCGAUGGGUUACCGGCGCAAGGCUUCUGUUACGAGCUGCGCAACCCUAACCGGGACACGGCUAUCGUUUUCCGUGGACUUAAUGAACUGCUAGCGACCCUAGCUAGGCGCCAGAUGGCGCAUAACCUGUUCUUCACCUGGACGCACCUGUCGCGGGAGGCUGACGACGCAUGCAUCCGCGUGUUGGUGUAUCCGAGAGUGCAGCCCUGCGCCAACAAGCGGGCUUGCUCGUUCAACGCUGCUGCGCUCGAGCUGAGCGGGUACGUGUCGGUAGGCGAUCCGGUUGACUAUGAACGUCUCACGGAAGAUUCAAUUCGAGGGGCGCUGUACGAUGCACAGGGAGACGUUUACGGAGCGCUACUUUUAAACCCUGCCGAUAAUGGUUAAUUGUGAUACUUUUAACAAUGUGAAACUACCGAUAAACGUAUUGGUGAUUAUUAUAGUUGACAGUUGCCCGCUCGUACUGUCGCACCCUGCUUUGAAAAGAGAUCAGCCAUGGCGGCCAAUUUUGUUAAAAACCAUUGUUUCAUUUUCAUCAUCAUCAUCAUCAUGUCCAGCGGUCCGAGGCCUACAACAGCCGUCGAGUGCCUUCGUCCUUCAACUCGUUAAACCGUCCCUUCCCUCGAUCAAUCACUAUCGAUGUAGUCGAACCCUCACGAACGCACUACUAAUUCAUCUAUUAACCAUUAUCUAAGCUACGACAAGCCAAUCGUCUAGGGCCAAAACAUGUUCGUACGGCACAACACGAACAGCUUUACUUUGGGACCGCACCAGGAAAGAAAUGCUUUGACCUACGACAUACUUUUGAAGAAAUCCAUCGUGCGUGUGCGGCACAGGGCGACUGCGUCGGGGAACCUCCGUUACAAUGGACAAUGUUCGCUAGUGACGGCAAACAGAUUUUGCCGUUUUAAUCUACUGAACGAUAGAUGACAACCGAUGAAUGCUGGUAGAACUGCGUUUCCUGAUGGUUACCGCCAUACUGACGCGUAGUGUUAGACGAACGUAUAAACCCCCUACGUAUCAUCGUAGCACAUCGCACAUCGUCACUACGCACCAAUGCGAGACCGGUGUCGUACCGGUCCAUAAUUCAAUUAGCGUUAAAUGUGAAAAUGCAAACCGCUCAUUGCAACGCCAAUGGACGAUGUGAACAGCCGGACUGCCCGGACCUCAAGGUAGCACACACCUACCUCACAAACCCUCUUACGUACAUACACAAUAUGGAAAGAAAACGAAGCGCAAUCCGAGAACAUUGAUAAACCACAUAAAAAUAUUAUUUUCCAUUCAUUAUCUAUCUA
Molecule: messenger RNA, 2433 nt
Organism: Anopheles bellator
Lineage: Eukaryota; Metazoa; Arthropoda; Insecta; Diptera; Culicidae
Product: GDP-D-glucose phosphorylase 1
Exons: 5
Coding region: 482-1525 (347 amino acids)
Biological process (GO): glucose metabolic process
Cellular component (GO): cytoplasm
Molecular function (GO): GDP-D-glucose phosphorylase activity
Source: RefSeq, a predicted model, not a curated record